Molecule: messenger RNA, 912 nt
Organism: [Torrubiella] hemipterigena
Lineage: Eukaryota; Fungi; Ascomycota; Sordariomycetes; Hypocreales; Clavicipitaceae
Source: the annotation of a GenBank genome assembly
AUGAGUAGCGUGGACGGUGUCAUCAUCGCGACAGUGGCGCUGUUUGCCAUUGCGCUGCUAGCCGCUAUUGUCUUUUACGUGCUCGGCCUGUGUAUGGUGUUGCGAGGCAAUGGUCUCGGCUGGACGAACAUUCUGGGUAUUACACUGGUGCUCUUCUGCCUAUUAAAUGUCUUGACGACAAGCAUUCAGCUGGCGCAAGAGUACCUACCGUACAGCUACGACGACGACGAGCUGGUUCGCGCGACGACAUAUGGCUCCAUGGUAGCCAGCUUUCUCACCUAUGUGUUUGAGAUUCUUCUCUUCUGUGCCAUUGUCUGCUCCUCGGCUAAAUUUGGAUCCAAGUCGGGUCAUGGCGGCAAAGGGCUGCGCAUUUAUGCGUUUGUGUUUACGGGCAUUCUGUUGGUACUUGCACUGGCCAAUUUUGGUUUGGGCGUGUCGCUGGCCGUCAAGAUUGAGCAGAAUAGAAAUGUGCGAAAUCGCCUAUCGUCUGCGGCCGCAAUUUCCAUCACGAGGAUGUCGAUUGCCCGGGUCCGACUAAACUUUUCGCUGCUUGUGCUGACGCUGGCGGCGGCGGUUUCAGCGGCGGGCACGGGCAUUGGACUCUUGGCCAAGAGAAUUGCCCACAAAUCGAUUGCCGUAUUGCUCUUUGUUAGCAGCGUGUUGCUGGUGACUGCCGCCGCCACGAACCUGGGCAUCAGUGUGAGUCAGGUAGAUCCGGUCCGCGGAUACAGGCUGCGCUAUAGUGCUACUCCGAUAGAGGUGCUUAUCUUCUUGUCGAUGAUUUUCGGCACCUGGACGCUCGUUGCCGGCUAUGCAACGUAUGUGAUGGCGUGCAGAGCAGCCAGUCGAUUCAGUCGCGGUCAUGUUAGUGAUGGUGUGGGAACUAUCCACAAGACAUCGCAGUAUGCAUAG